This is a messenger RNA of Chaetomium fimeti, 1244 nucleotides long. RefSeq names its product MED6 mediator subfamily complex component-domain-containing protein. Gene Ontology annotation, biological process: regulation of transcription by RNA polymerase II. The transcript is spliced from 2 exons. Gene Ontology annotation, molecular function: transcription coactivator activity. The coding region runs from base 151 to 1122 and encodes 323 amino acids. NCBI's taxonomy places the organism in Eukaryota, Fungi, Ascomycota, Sordariomycetes, Sordariales, Chaetomiaceae. Gene Ontology annotation, cellular component: mediator complex; core mediator complex. The record is from RefSeq and is a predicted model, not a curated record.
ACCGCUGCGUUCGUUCGCUACUGUGACAGUAGUUCCCGCUGAAAGCUUCACAGAAAAGCACGCGACAACCCGAAGCCUUUCGCUCACCAAAAGCUCUAUUCCCAGUCACCACACGCCCACACAUACCAUAUACUCAAUUAACUACCGAUCAUGGCUCUUGACCCAGCGCCAUACACCGGCCCACCGCUGGACGAAAUCCAAUGGCGCGCGCCGCCGGACUUCGAUAUGGGCAUCCACAGCAACAGCGUGCUCUUCUACUUCGCCCAGUCGCCAUUCUACGACAGGACGUCCAACAAUGAGGUCCUAUUUCAGCAAGGCCUAAACAAUCCUAACUUGACACCAUACCUCGCAACCCGCGAGCUCUUCGAGGGACGUCUUAAGACCAUGUCCGGGCUCGAGUUCGUCGUUGCCCAAGAACCCGCCGAGACAGGCCCCGGAGCCGGUACCGGUGUGUGGGUGAUCAACAAGCAAACCCGGCGAAAGCAGUCACCGCAGGACGAGAUCAUUGUACACGGCUCAUACUUUGUUGUCGGGGAACACAUCUACAUGGCCGCGAGUUUUGCCGACAUUCUUAGCUCUAGAAUAGCCGCGAUUUCCCCCUUGCUAGACGGAAUCCUCCCCAGCUCCUCCAGCGCGCAAUCCUGGUCCCCCGCCCUCGGCCGCGUCUACCAAUCUCCCACCGCCAGCAGCACCUCCACAACAACCAAGCAGCGCGAGGCCACCCCCCUCCCAGACACCAACAAGGCCACCGGGGCCCCGAGCACCAACCUCCCAACCUCCCGGCUCAUCGAGGAAGCCCUCGGCAUCCAGCACCAGUUCGGCGACCACUUCAUGGACGAGAACCCCAUCACGGGCAAGCCGGGCGACUUCCUGCUGGCAUCCACGGGCCGCAAGGCGGUCAACCUGUCGACGGCGGCGGCGCUCAACGCCAAGAAGGCGACGCUGAUGCCCAUGCUGCCGACGCUCAACACCAAGCUCGGCGGGGUGGGGGCGGGCGCCGAGAACCCGCUCGCGGCCAAGCCGACGGGCAAGGAGAGCAAGAGCCCCAAGACGCCCGGCGGCGGGGGCAUGCCCAAGGGCAAGAGGCGGAAGGGGAGCAAGGCUGCCGUGACGCCGCAGUGAGGUGGAGGGUGCUUGAAGGUGGGAGGGUUGGGUUGUGUCUCGUGAUGUGCGGAUAGCGGUCAAGGGGUUUGGGAUGGUCGGGAUACGGGACUUUAUGGAUACUUAGGCGUUAAGGUUAUUUU